Molecule: messenger RNA, 1293 nt
Organism: Lolium rigidum
Lineage: Eukaryota; Viridiplantae; Streptophyta; Magnoliopsida; Poales; Poaceae
Product: NADP-dependent D-sorbitol-6-phosphate dehydrogenase-like
Exons: 6
Coding region: 129-1067 (312 amino acids)
Molecular function (GO): aldose-6-phosphate reductase (NADPH) activity
Source: RefSeq, a predicted model, not a curated record
UCUUCUUCGUUCACCAUCCAGAUGCCACGGGCUGCUGACUGAACUCUACUGCGCUUUGCCGGCUUCUCUUCUUAUCUCCGUCUCCGACGAGCCCGCGCAUCCGACCUGCUCGACCCGGUCCGCGAGCGAUGGCGGCGACGGCGCUGGCACUGAGCAGCGGGCACCAGAUGCCGGCGGUGGGGCUCGGCGUCUGGCGGAUGGACUCCCCCGCCAUCCGCGGCCUCAUCCACUCCGCCCUCCGCGCUGGCUACCGCCACUUCGACUGCGCCGCCGACUACCAAAACGAGUCUGAAGUUGGUGAUGCACUUGCGGAGGCAUUUGAAACUGGACUUGUCAAGAGGGAAGAUCUUUUCAUCACAACCAAGUUGUGGAACUCAGAUCACGGCCAUGUGCUCGAAGCCUGUAAGGCCAGUCUGAAGAAGCUGCGGUUGGAUUAUCUUGAUCUCUACCUUAUUCACUUCCCAGUUGCUACUAAGCAUACUGGCGUUGGCACAACUGCCAGUGCUCUUGGUGACGAUGGUGUGCUUGAUAUUGAUACCACAAUCUCAUUGGAGACAACAUGGCAUGCCAUGGAAGAUCUUGUUUCCAAGGGAUUGGUUCGCAGCAUUGGGAUUAGCAAUUACGACAUCUUCCUCACCAGAGACAUCUUGGCGUAUGCCAAGAUAAAGCCCGCGGUCAACCAAAUCGAGACACACCCUUACUUCCAGCGUGAAUCUCUUGUGAAGUUCUGCCAGAAGCACGGGAUCUGCGUCACUGCACACACACCCCUGGGCGGGUCCACUGCCAACACCGAGUGGUUUGGCUCCGUGUCAUGCCUCGACGAUCCAGUCAUCAAGUCUCUGGCCGAGAAAUAUGGCAAGACGCCGGCGCAGCUCGUCCUCCGGUGGGGCCUCCAGAGGAACACGGUGGUGAUCCCCAAGACCUCCAAGGUGGAAAGGCUGGAGGAGAACUUCGCGGUCUUCGACUUUGACAUCUCCGGCGAGGACAUGGAGAAGAUGAAGGCUCUCGACCGCAACUACCGCACCAACCAGCCGGCAAAGUUCUGGGGCAUUGACCUCUACGCUUGAUCGAUUCCACUAUCAUGAUUUGCUUCCCGGACAGCACCGACAAUAAAAUGGGAAGUUUUCAUUAGCUAAUACGAACUUUAUUUGUUGAUGGUGAAUUUAGAGGACAACCGAUCGGUUAUUGUACUGUUCGUGCCAAUAUCCGCUUCAUUCUGAUUGUACCUUAAAAAUCGUAUGCGGUUGGAUUGGAUUGAGCAAAUGAAUCCUGGCAGAAUAUUGGUCACACAAA